CCCUGACUCAGUGAGAGCUGCCCGGUGCUGCAGCUGACCAAACCAGGGGAUGGACAUGAAGGUCUUCUCCUUGGCUGUGCUCACCCUGCUGCUGGCGACGCUCUGGACUGGGAGCCAGGGCAUCUCCUUCCGCAGCUCCUAUGGCAAGUGCUGCUACAGGGACAUGUUCGUCAAAAAGGAAAUCCCUGCCGCCUUCAUCAAAGACUACAAGAAGACACCUUCCCACUGCCCCCGCAGGGCUAUGCGUGUUGAGGUGGUGGAGCGGAGGAAUGUCUGUGUGGACCCAGAAGAGACCUGGUUCCAGAACUUCCUGCAGCAGGAGUCAUCAGGCAGUACCUCCUGAAGCUGCCUUCCCCACGAGCUGUGUUUAUUCACAUCCUGCAAUUAUCCCUGUAUUCACAUCUCAUUAAUUUAUGGAGCUGGCUCCA
Molecule: messenger RNA, 428 nt
Organism: Falco peregrinus (peregrine falcon)
Lineage: Eukaryota; Metazoa; Chordata; Aves; Falconiformes; Falconidae
Product: C-C motif chemokine 7-like
Exons: 3
Coding region: 50-343 (97 amino acids)
Biological process (GO): positive regulation of GTPase activity; cellular response to type II interferon; neutrophil chemotaxis
Cellular component (GO): extracellular region
Molecular function (GO): chemokine activity; CCR chemokine receptor binding
Source: RefSeq, a predicted model, not a curated record